GUGUACCUUUAACCCAUUCUUCAAAUUGUCUUAAGUGUACGUUUUUCUAUUUUAUAAGCAAAUAGAAAAUAUGCCAAAAACUUUUUUUUUUUUUUUUGGAAAAACAAUUGUAUUAUUGGAGGAGCAGGAAAAUAAAGCACUGUUUUAAUUAAAUGUUUCUUCAGUUUUUAAAGACAAAUGUAAAAUAUAUAUAUAACUAUCCAGACACGUUUGUUAUUACAUAUUUGCCUGGUUGAUCACUUCAUUCUGAAACUUGAAAGGCACUCUUAAACCUCCACCAAUACAUCUACUCAUGAUAAUAGCAUACUCAGAUUGAACAUAUUUGAAAUUAAAUAUCAUUACAGUUUCAGAAAAUGAUUUUCCCUUGAAAAGUUUACCAAGAUUUUUUCAUGACAAUUCCUGUAUGGAAAUAACACUUAAAGUUACUUAAAUGUGGAAGAUUUUGCCUCAUUGCAACAUAAGGGACCUGUUUGUUUUGCAAUCUGCUAUGGUUUUGCCUCAAAGCAUGAUCACAGGGAACUAGGCAGUAAUUCCUCUUUUAGACACCAGAAAGCUCAUUUGUAGAAAUCUGGUAUUUUUCAUUUGGAGAAAAAGCUAACAAUGGACUUCACCACCACUACAUAAACUUGCAGUUGGAUAUACCUCCUGAGCUAGCAUUCAUAUCAAUAAUAAACUAUUUAUCAUCUUUAUUACUCUGUUUAUUUUACCCAUUUUCUAUUGCUACUGUGGCCAAAUGGUCCUGUUGUAGCCAAAGGCCUGAUAAGAAAUGCUUGGAGAGGGCUUCAUACUCAUGUUACACUACAGAGAGGAGGGUCUUUUUGAGUCCAAAACUUUUACACCCAUGAAAGGCACACAGUCAUCUCUUAAGACAGGAUCAGACAUCAGGCCUGUGCAGAAAGCUCCUCACCACAGAUCUGGUCUCUACAUCUCAAAUCAUGAAGAAAAGCCCUAUAUAAGCCUGAGUCAACCUGAUGAGUCUGACACUAAAUUGAACAAUCAGUCCUUAGACUUGCAACUGAGUAGCAUUGCAGAGAGCAAACAGGUUCAUCCUCUGUCUACAAAACCACAGCAAUGGUACAUCUCACAGCUGUUUAACUUCAAACCUGCAUCAGCUCCCCUCAAGCAGGAUGACAUCCAUGAUGAUGGAUACCUUGUCAUGGACAGCAGCAUUAUGUGUAAUGGGGAGCCACCAACUAACUCCAUGCUGAACGGUUACCUGGACAGGAAGUUCCAAGAAGUUUAUAGCCAGUACUUGCAGGAGAGGCUGGCAUGUACUGGAUGUUCUCCAUCCUGCAGCCUACUGCUACCCUUUCACCAGACCAGCCUUAUUCCUCGCAGCCAAUCACUAAACAUAGACUCAAGUUUGGAACCAGAUACUAGAGGUGGUCAUGGAGCUGUCAGUCGACAGGCCAGCUCCACCUUUAGCUCCCCAGUACUGCACAUUUCCAAUGCAGAAGCGCCCAUAAGGCCUAGGCAUUCUGAAUAUUUGUGAGUGGGGUAGUAACAUCUCGAGGCAGUUGCAUAAACCAACUAUUAAAAUAAAUAAAAAAAAUUUUGUAAUGUAAUUUAAUUCAUAUAUUUCCAGAAUGUGUUUUUUAUUAAAACUGUUAUUUAUUGUUACAGUGUAAUAAUAGUAUUUGCAUAAUUAAUAUUUGCAAGAGUAAUAGAUAAGGAAACAUUUAUUCUUUUAGUAAUCUAUCAUUACAUUAGUAUAUCAAUGAGACAGGUCUCUAGGCAUUAAUACUGAUGAGCAGAUCACCAAAUCUUUA
Messenger RNA from Clarias gariepinus (North African catfish), 1769 nucleotides. RefSeq lists its product as uncharacterized. The coding region runs from base 767 to 1492 and encodes 241 amino acids. Lineage: Eukaryota; Metazoa; Chordata; Actinopteri; Siluriformes; Clariidae. Gene Ontology annotation, biological process: regulation of toll-like receptor signaling pathway. The transcript is spliced from 3 exons. The record is from RefSeq and is a predicted model, not a curated record.